Macroventuria anomochaeta is the source of this 795-nucleotide messenger RNA. RefSeq lists its product as uncharacterized. The transcript is spliced from 2 exons. The record is from RefSeq and is a predicted model, not a curated record. The coding region runs from base 227 to 694 and encodes 155 amino acids. NCBI's taxonomy places the organism in Eukaryota, Fungi, Ascomycota, Dothideomycetes, Pleosporales, Didymellaceae.
GCCGCUGUUCCUCCGUCAAAUCACUGCCUUACGCACGAUAGGCGUGACAAGCAGGGCAAUUCGUCAGGAUGCACGCAACUUCUAUGCCUCAACAGACCUUCUUCUUUUCAGCGACAGUAUUACGGACCUGGGGUGCUUCGGCGUCUUUGGGAAGAUACUGCAGAAAACCGGUCCUGACGACGACGCAUUUGUUCCUUCCAUUCUAUUCAGAUUGCAACUUCGUCCUAUGGACUAUGGCCGUCAAGGGCGCUUGACUUUCCGGAGCUUCCUCUCUUCUCUGGUCCCAUGCAGCAAGCUACGGUACUUCAAUAUAGAUCUCGUAGUCUGCCAUGUCUUUGGACCAGAUCUGGACGCACUAAAGGAUUUAUUUCUGUAUGAUCAAGAGCCACGCUUCCAUGGUCUGGAAAAGACUGCCAAUAUCGACGAGGCACCGACCGAUAACAACGCAUUUUUGCAGUUUGCAUUCAGUGGCAUGCGCCAGAUCGCGCCCUGGGUCAUGAUUGAAGAGCGCUUAGAAGCCAACAACGUAUACGGCAUCCGCAAAGGCGCCGACAAGCGCAAGCUCGGCAAGCUCUUUGUCAACAUCGAAUAUCCUCCUUUGCCGCGUCAGAGUGCUGGAGAUAAGAUCAUGGACUUUGAGACAUGGAAGCUGUGGUCUGACACAACCGCGUUCAAACUUCGAAUCACCGAGUGACAAGGAGCACAUAGAAAGCACUCAAAAACGAACCUGUAGGGAUGAUUGCCAACGCUCUGGCCCAAUCUUUAGAGUCGUGUGGGACCGUUGCAAUUACGUCA